Panicum virgatum (switchgrass) is the source of this 597-nucleotide messenger RNA. RefSeq lists its product as uncharacterized. NCBI's taxonomy places the organism in Eukaryota, Viridiplantae, Streptophyta, Magnoliopsida, Poales, Poaceae. The transcript has 5 exons. The annotation marks the transcript as partial. The record is from RefSeq and is a predicted model, not a curated record. Gene Ontology annotation, molecular function: ubiquitin-protein transferase activity.
CUUUCUCCAAAAUCAUCAGUGUCAUAUAAGCAACAGCACAACAAAUUUGCAAGCCAACUCCUAGCACAAACGUAUUCAGCAGAUGCAUGUAGCAUUUGCCUUGAGGCUUUCUGUGAGAGUGACCCUUCUGCAUUGACCAGCUGCAAACAUGAGUUCCAUCUCCAAUGCAUUCUGGAAUGGUGUCAGAGAAGUUCACAGUGCCCAAUGUGUUGGCAGCCAAUUAGUAUGAAGGAUCCUACCAGCCAGGAGCUGCUUGAGGCAGUAGAAUGCGAGAAGAACAUAAGAACCAAUCAAACUCGAAACACAACUAUAUUCCAUCAUCCUGCUCUUGGGGAUUUUGAGCUGCAGCAUGUACGUUUUACGAAACUACUUAAUGAUACGUUUCUUUUAGCCUUACCGAUGGCUGAUGACUGGACCACCACCUACUGCAUCAACGAAGAUGGAUUCCCCAAGGUGCUUUAUGCUGCCACUGUGCGACUUGGUAUUCCGGAACGUCCGGAGUACAUCGGUCGUGAGUUCAUGGAGCAUGGCACCGAAAGCUGUGAGGUCACCAUCCAGAUUGGCGCCAGUGACAAGUACUUGGAGAUGCAACCAUGA